AUGUGUGACCUGGAGUUUGGUGGCGUCAAGGUGAAGGAGCCCGGCCAGGGGGGCAGGUGGCGUGGGUGCUGGUACGAGCUGUUCGUGCAGCCCUGCCUGGUCGAAAUGCUGGGCUCUGCCCUGUUCAUCUUCAUCGGCUGCCUGUCGGUCAUCGAGAACGGGCCGGACACCGGGCGUCUGCAGCCGGCGCUGGCCCACGGGCUGGCCCUGGGCUUGGUCAUUGCCACGCUGGGGAACAUCAGGCUAGGAACGGGGCUGCGCUCCCCUCCCAGGCUGUCCCCCAUCUCCUCCCCCCACCCACCCAGCACCUCAGGGAGAGCGGGUGUGGUUUGGUGCCUGUUUUCUACUUGGGAUGCCCUUGACGGACUCAGGCCCUGCAAGGCCAGCCGGGGAGGGGGUGUUGGGACCCAGUCCCUGGGCCUCAGCCUCACGACUGCUUCUGCUUCUAUGGAUGACAGCGGUGGACACUUCAACCCUGCGGUGUCCCUGGCCGCCAUGCUGGUCGGAGGCCUGAACCUGGUGAUGCUCCUUCCCUACUGGGUCUCCCAGCUGUGCGGGGGGAUGAUCGGGGCCGCCCUGGCCAAGGCGGUGAGUCCCCACGAGAGGUUCUGGAAUGCGUCUGGGGCGGCCUUCGUAACAGUCCAGGAGCCAGGGCAGGUGGCGGGGGCAGUGGUGGCGGAGAUCAUCCUGACGACACUGCUGGUACUGGCUGUAUGCAUGGGUGCCAUCAACGAGAAGACACAGGGUCCCCUGGCCCCAUUCUGCAUCGGCUUCUCUGUCACCGUGGACAUCCUGGCAGGGGGUGCUGUGUCUGGAGCCUGCAUGAAUCCUGCCCGUGCCUUCGGACCUGCCGUAGUGGCCAACCGCUGGGACUUCCACUGGAUCUACUGGCUGGGCCCGCUCCUGGCCAGCCUGCUUGUAGGUGUGCUCAUCAGCUCCCUUCUCGUGAGCCUCAAGGAUCCUAGGGUCCUGUCCUUUCUGCUCCAGGCCGUUCAGGGAUACAAGUUCGUCAUUGGAGAUGAGAAAACCCGCCUAAUCCUAAAGGGACGGUGA
Molecule: messenger RNA, 1053 nt
Organism: Hippopotamus amphibius kiboko
Lineage: Eukaryota; Metazoa; Chordata; Mammalia; Artiodactyla; Hippopotamidae
Gene: AQP8
Product: aquaporin 8
Biological process (GO): transmembrane transport; water transport
Cellular component (GO): plasma membrane
Molecular function (GO): water channel activity
Source: RefSeq, a predicted model, not a curated record